AUGACCUUGCACCGAGCGCUACGCUCGCUAGUCGACCUCGCCAACCAGCACCAAUGGACUGACAUCCUCGACGUUCUAGCGGCAAAUGCCCAUGUCCCCGACCUCAACGCCGUCGAUGCGAAAGGCCUCUCAGCCCUCGCACGCGCGUGCCGCAGCGGCCAGCGACGCGUCGUCAUCGCAUUGCUAGAGCAAUCUGCCAUUGACCUCUUCAUCGAAGACCGGUGUGGCCUCACGGCGCUCGACUGGGCCAAGCGCGAAGGCCACGACGCCUGCGCCCGCCUUGUCGAGAGCGCAGCGUACGCGCAGGUGCACAGCGCCCACGAGAGUCCGCUCCAAGCCGACGUCGACGCACUCGACGGUGCGUUUGACGAGCAACUCUUUGCCCGCGCUGUCCGCGUCGACGUGCCUUCGGCGCUGCGGAUGCUCGAUUCGUUUGUGGCCGCACCCACCGUCCACAAACAUGUGUUUUCGAACCUCCACCUCCUGUAUGGCAUGCACGACGCCAAGACCAGCGCGCUCUACUCGAUUCUCAACGCCCAGCGCACGAAUCCCGAAGGCACGUACGCGUGUCUGGGGCACGUGGCUGUCCAGCGCGUCCUUGACAUCAAGUGGGCCCUCUUUGGGCAGCGCCGGUACAUUCACCAGAUCCUCGUCUUCGCACUCGUGCUCAUGGCCAUGACGGUCUCGGUCGCCACGGCGUAUGCCACGGCCAAGACGGCCGAGGUGUCGAUCUACAAAGCUGCGAUCGAGGCGUGCCGGGGCCGGCUCGCCGACAACGUGUGUCUCUACGAAAAGUUCAACGCGACGUUUCGAGACCAGGCCAACGCGACGUCUCGGCGGGACCAGGACAACGCGACGUACACGGCGCUGAUCCAGUACACUGGCAUCCAGCUCCAGUUUGUGCAAAUCGCGUGGGUUCCGUCCAUCUGCUUUGUCUUCUUUGGCCUCGUUUACGCCCAGCAACUGCAGCCGACGCGGCUCUGGCAGUGGGCUCGCUACGCGAACGAUGGCACGUGGGGUCCUUACGACGCAGCGGUGACGCUACCGCACUGGCCGCAGCUCCAAGCCGCUGCCAAGCGCCUCCUCAUGCGCCGCGUACUCUAUUGGACAUGCGCCACCAGCUUCUUUCCGAUUGUGUGUGCUGUCACCGCCAUCUUGCGGACGACCGAGACGAUCCCGCACUGGAUCAUCCCGAACGGUCGCCACAUCUACAUUAGCUACACACUACCGUGGCUCACGUGGUCGACGGCGACCGUGCUCUGGUGCGGCGUCCUCUACUUUUUGCUACUGGAAUACCGAGAGCUGCGGUCCGAAGACCGGGCGAUUGAAGAGCGACGCGAGAAGGCCGAGGGGGUUGUCUGGCUUCUUUACACCCUCCUUUUGUUUGUUCUGUUGCCGUGGGCGACGCCGUUCUUACGCCGGUACCGCCGGUACUAUGCCUCUGGCUUCAACCUCUUUCAGCUCGUCAUCUUUUCAUUCGUGCUCUUGUACGUACCGCUGCAUCUCAUUUACGCCCAAAGCAACGCGUCGCCCGACCUCAACAACGACCCCGUGUACCAGGCGUACAUAUGCAUUGGCGCCACCGCGACGCUCGGUCUCUGGAUGAUGUCGACGCAGUUUCUGCAAAUUCACCCCACGGGCGGGUACCUGGUGCCGCUCUUGAUGGACAUUGUGACCGACGUACGUGGCAUCGCGCUGCUUUUUAGCGUCGUCCAGCUGGCGCCAAAAUACGCGACGUUGUACGACGCGUUUUUUGCGUCGUACCUUGUACUCUACGGCGGUCUCCAGCUCGACGACUUUACAGGCGACGCGGGCAAGUAUUUGCGGACGUACACCGUCGGCAACAAGGUUGAAUCCAAGUUUGUCGAUGUCGUGUCGCCGGCGCUGGUGCCGCUGGGCAUCAUCCUGCGCAUGGUCCAAGUCGCCAUGUACGUCGUCGUGCUCGCCAACCUCCUCAUCGCCAUGAUGAACAAAACCGUCGAGAAGAAGUGGGACACGACCCGCGCUCGCGCCGAUGUCAGCGCCGCCGAGUGCGUUCUCCGACUUGAACGCACGUCCAAGCAGACCAUCGCGGCGCGUCAAGCCGUCAUGUACAUGGACCCGCCCAAGACGGUCUCGGGACCGGUGCGAUGGGUGCGGUAUUGUUUUGGUCUGCGCCCAGCAGCAGCCAGUGUCGUCGCACCGCAAUGGCUGCACCCACUCUUCACCGAACACGUCUGGAAGUACGCGUUGCGGCCGCUAGACGCGCUCGCCACGGACGACGAUAAGGACGAAGCACCGACGAGCACGGCUGUCGAUACCGAGCUGCAAGUGCGUCUCCGGGGCAUACGAACCAAGUUUGAUCAGUUGGCGAGCAAGUUGGCCGCCCACCAUACAUAG
Saprolegnia parasitica CBS 223.65 is the source of this 2379-nucleotide messenger RNA. RefSeq lists its product as hypothetical. Bases 1 to 2379 code for a protein of 792 amino acids. Lineage: Eukaryota; Oomycota; Saprolegniomycetes; Saprolegniales; Saprolegniaceae. The transcript has 2 exons. Gene Ontology annotation, molecular function: protein binding; monoatomic ion channel activity. The record is from RefSeq and is a predicted model, not a curated record. Gene Ontology annotation, cellular component: membrane. Gene Ontology annotation, biological process: calcium ion import across plasma membrane.